Messenger RNA from Acanthoscelides obtectus, 2613 nucleotides. The record is from the annotation of a GenBank genome assembly. NCBI's taxonomy places the organism in Eukaryota, Metazoa, Arthropoda, Insecta, Coleoptera, Chrysomelidae.
AUGUUCGUGGACUCCGAACGAAAGCUGCUGUUUUUUAUAAUGCUAUUUGUAGUUUACAUUUGCAAUGUCUACAUACCACCUGAUAAGCCCAAUGCUGAAUAUGAGCAAUUUUAUGAUGCUAUCUUGUCAUCGCACGUCCUAUUUGAUAGGAAUUUAGUUAUAACAGGGGAUUUCAACAUAGCUAACUACACUUCUUAUGCUAAUAGUCAUGGACGCAACGCAAAAUUGGUAUCGUUGAACAACUUUGCUGAGGGUCUUGCUAUUAAUCAGUUUAACAAUAUUUCAAAUUCUAUGGACAAUACCCUUGAUUUAGUUUUCUGUAGUGGUCUGUGUGAGGUUGAACAUUCGUGGGAUCCGCUGCUAGAUGAAGACCCAUAUCACCCUGCCCUGAAUAUUUGUUGUAAUGUCAACAGCAGUCUCAAUACUAAGCAUAACUUUCCUGUUUCAUUUAUAAAUUCUUAUAAUUUCCGCAAAGCCAACUUCCCGCAAUUAUAUAAUUUAAUUUCAGACAUGGAUUGGGCUGCUUUAGAUGGCUUUCAUGACGCGAAUGAAGCGUGUGAGUUCUUUUAUAAUAAACUGUACAAUGCUUUUGAUACCUGUGUUCCAAAAUAUGUCCGAGCAACGAAACGUAAAUACCCACCCUGGUUCAAUUCAGCAAUAAUUAAGCUUAUCCAACGCAAGGAGAAGAUUCACCGAUCUUAUAGACGCAACAAUGAUCCUAAAACGUAUCAGACAUUCAGGGAACUUAGAUCAAAAAUUAGGAUAGAGUCAGAUGAAGCAUACAAAAUAUAUGUCAGACAAGCUGAGAACGAAAUACAAAGAGAUUCGAAUAAAUUUUGGGGCUUCUUAAAUUCUAAGCGAAAAUCAACAAACUUAUCAAGUAGGAUGAUUUACAAUGGUAAUGAACUUUUGGAACCGAACGACAUUUUAAAUGCUUUUGCGGAUAACUUUUCCAAAUACUACUCGUCUUCGUCAGCCACCGAAGAAACUGAUGACUUUUUAAUGAGCAAUGAACAACCACUCAAUAUUACUAGAUUUGAGGAGCAUGAAGUUGUCUUAGCCUUGAAGCAAAUAAAACCUAAGAUGACUACCGGACCGGAUAAUGUACCAGCUUUUAUUUUGCGUGACUUUGCCUCUGUGUUGGCGUGUCCUUUGACCGUUUUAUUCAACUUGUGCCUUACCACCUGCACAAUUCCAGAACUAUGGAAGUUGUCUAAAAUGGCUGUCCGACCAGAUGAUCCCAAAUUUGAAGAAACUCUGUUACGAUGGAAUGAAGAACUCGGCAAUGAACCUGAUUCAGAUAAUGACGGCACUGACUAUGACGACCAUGUUUCAAUUCAAUCCGACAGGGAGAGCACCUACUCAACGGAUGAUAGUAAAGUAGAGAGUGAGACAGAACAACAACUUCCUGGCAAAGACCAAAAAGGUGCAGCCAAAAAUAUUUCAACGGAAUUAGAGGCAUGGAAGUUAUUUUUUAGCGCGAAUGUUAUAGAUAUUAUGGUGGUGCAUACAAAUAUGGAAAUAGAACGACAAAGAGGGAAAUAUGUUGCUAAUUGUGGCUUUGUUAACGAGACAGACGUUGAAGAGAUCUUGGCUUUGAUAGGACUGCUUUAUAUGACAGGUUGUAGAAAAGACAAUCAUCUAACUACAGCAGAAAUGUGGUCAAAGCAUGGACCAGAAGUGUAUCGAUGCGUAAUGCAUGAAACAAGGUUUAGAUUUUUGAUAUCUUGCCUCAGAUUUGACGACAAAACCAUGAGAGACCGAGAAGAUAAAUUUUCUCCAGUACAGCUCGUUCCUCAAGAGCUUGACCUUAUCUGGAAUUGCAUUAUAAAAGCGAAUUCCGAAGGAAUUUAUACCGUUUCUGGUAGUUGUUGUGGUAAAUUUAAGCUAGCUAGCACGUAUAACGACGGCAGGAUGCUCCUUACGGACGACUACCGUAAGAUCGUUCGCCUAUUCCGAGAGGAAGAAGUGCCCCAUCACACUUUUCCUCUCCCUUCGGAACGGAACAUCCAUGCGGUGGUUCGAGGAGUUCCCGUCAACUUUUCGGAUACUGAGAUUAAGGGAGAACUGGAGCAGAGGGGAUAUAGCCAUCUUCACAUCAUUCGAUUGAAGCGCAGCGGCGGCGCGCCCAUGCCUUUGGUGGUCGUGAUACUGCCCAAGACUGAAAAGUCUCAGCAAGUGUUCAACGAACACGAACUGCUGGGACUGGACAUUCGAGUUGAGGUUCAGAAGAACUCCAGACUCAUUGGUUGCCCACAAAAAAGCAUUGAUUACACUCCAACAGCCAGUGCUGAAGAAGAAACAAUCACCGAAGAAGCAUCUGGAAGUUCAGGACCAGUACUGAAAGCUACCACAAUGAAAGCCGGACCCAGUAAGGAGCCUUCUAAAAAAAAGGAAAACGGAUUAGUGGAAACUGAUGAAGCACGAGAUUUAUCAAUAACAGAGCUCCAACGUCUCGUUUUACUUGAACAAAUACAAGUGUUUCGGCUAGCUAAGGAACUGCUACUUCACAAGAAAAAUAUUAAUGAAUCUGAUCCAAAUUUAUCAACUUUAAAUGAAAGUGCAGAAACUGGCAAUCCAAUUUUCAUGAGCCUAUUUCCAGGACAGAACUGA